AAAUUCAAUAUCUCACAAUCUAUAUAUAUUUGGUCCUCUUCUUAUAUUUCUUCUAUAUAUAGAAAGAGAUAAAGAAAGAUCAUUGAGAGAGAAUAGGAUUGUACUAAAAUCACUUGAAUAGCUGAUGAUGGAUAAACCAGCUAGGUCAAAAAACAAGUUCUUAAUGUUUCUACCAAAACCAGCUUCAGCUAAUACCUUCCAAAACCAUACUUUCAGCCCAACAAAAGACAAGAGAUCAGAAUUUCAUCAAACAAAGCUCAAAACCCACAUCGGAAAAGGGUUCUCCGGUCCGAUCAUCUCGAUAAUUCCGGCAGAUGCACGCCGGAAUACGAAGAACUCGAGCUGCGAAGCCCAACAAGAACCCACUUCACCAAAAGUCUCAUGCAUGGGCCAAAUCAAGCACAAGAAGAAGGUAAUAAAGAAUGAGAAACAUGCUUCGCCGCCUAAAGAUUUCAAGCCUGUAGAGCCAAAGAAGAAGGUAUCGAAAAUUCGGAGUCUGUUCAGUAGUAAAACACCUACUGGUAGAAAAUCAGAUGAUUCUGAUGGUAAGUCUGACUUGUCUGAUAAAGCGCCGAGCUUGAGUCAAACUACGCGGUUUUCGAAUGGUCGUGAUUCGCUUUCCUCGCUCGAUUGGAUGGCUCAGGUUGCUCCGGUGGAUGGAGAUUCUGAUGAAGAGAGUGAAGAAGAAGAAGAGGAGAGGGAGAUUAUAAUUCCUUUCUCUGCACCAAUACUGGUUGGUGGAGGUGGAGGUGGGGUGGUUGCUUUGGAGCCAAGGAAGGAAAUUAAUCUAUGGAAGAGGAGAACCAUAGCUCAACCUAUGCCUCUUCAAGUUAAUACCCUCUUUUGAUGGAGCUUUUGAUGGAGCUGAGAGUGUUCGGUUUUAAAUAACAGUAGUGGAAUACAUAUCAGUAUCGACGAUCUUAAAUAUCAACCGAUAUAUCGAUCAAUAUCAAUAUGAUAUUAGAAAUUCAAAAUUCUAAUACAUAGAUGUAUAUAUUUAAAAUUAUUGGUCGUUUAUUUCUCCUUUUGUACUACCUUAUCACAUUCUCAUUUAAACUUUAACUUCGAUGGUGUGAACAUCGCACAGGAAGUGAGACAAAUGAUUUGAACUAAGUUGAUAGAGGUUACAUAAGACAUUCUUUUUGGCCUCUUUUGUAUUUUCAUUUUGUUUUUUAGAUCAUUGGUUAGUUUAGGCAUAUUAAUGUGCAUGCAAAAGUGCAAUUGUAAUUUUUUUCUUUCUUUUUAUUCGUUUAGAUCUACAUAGCUGCGAUUGUAAAUUGAGAUGGUGAUUACAUGUCAUUAUUGUAUACCUAAAUGCUAAUUAUAUAUAAUUUCCUUGUU
Messenger RNA from Camellia sinensis, 1341 nucleotides. RefSeq lists its product as uncharacterized. Lineage: Eukaryota; Viridiplantae; Streptophyta; Magnoliopsida; Ericales; Theaceae. The record is from RefSeq and is a predicted model, not a curated record.